AAUUUCUGCUGCUGCCCACGGAGGCCCAAACUCGAAACCCUAAGGCUGGCUCGUCAUCCCCGCCGCGCCUUCCUUCCCUCUCUCCCACCUCGGCGGCGGCCUCUCCUCUCUUCCUCGUCCUUCCCCCACACGCAGGCCAUCGAGAUGUCGUCGGCGGAGGCAAAGGCGGCGGCAGUGCCGGAAUCGGUGCUGCGGAAGCGCAAGCGCGAGGAGCAGUGGGCGGCGGACAAGAAGGAGAAGGCGCUCGCGGACAGGAAGAAGGCGCUCGAGAGCCGCAAGAUCAUCUUCGCGCGCGCCAAGCAGUACGCGCAGGAGUACGACGCGCAGGAGAAGGAGCUUGUGCAGCUCAAGCGUGAAGCCCGGCUGAAGGGUGGGUUCUACGUGAGCCCUGAGGCCAAGCUUCUGUUUGUGAUCCGCAUCCGUGGUAUCAAUGCCAUGCACCCCAAGACCCGCAAGAUCUUGCAGCUCCUGCGUUUGAGGCAGAUCUUCAAUGGCGUUUUCCUUAAGGUUAACAAGGCCACCAUUAACAUGCUGCGCAGGGUGGAGCCGUAUGUUGCAUAUGGGUAUCCGAACCUGAAAAGUGUAAGGGAAUUGAUUUACAAGAGGGGUUAUGGAAAGCUGAACAAGCAGAGGAUUCCUCUGAGCAACAACAAUGUCAUUGAGGAGGGCCUCGGGAACCACAACAUCAUCUGCAUCGAGGAUCUUGUCCAUGAGAUCAUGACCGUUGGCCCACAUUUCAAGGAGGCCAACAACUUCCUGUGGCCAUUCAAGCUGAAGGCACCACUUGGUGGCCUGAAGAAGAAGAGGAACCACUAUGUUGAGGGUGGUGAUGCCGGUAACCGUGAGAACUACAUCAACGAGCUCAUCAAGAGGAUGAACUAGGCUCUUCUAUCCUGUGAGAUUGAUUUUCUAGGACUGAAGUUUUCCUCUAGGGAGUCAACGUUGGAUAAUGACAGAUAUGCAACUUUGACGUUCCAAACAGAAUGUAGAACUUGGCUCUUUCACAGCGAGACUUCCCAUAGGAAAUCUGUACCGUUUAUGCAUGUGGAAAUAUUCGUGUUUGUCCACUCAUGCUGCCA
Messenger RNA from Panicum hallii, 1079 nucleotides. RefSeq names its product 60S ribosomal protein L7-3-like. Lineage: Eukaryota; Viridiplantae; Streptophyta; Magnoliopsida; Poales; Poaceae. The record is from RefSeq and is a predicted model, not a curated record. The coding region runs from base 145 to 882 and encodes 245 amino acids. Gene Ontology annotation, molecular function: structural constituent of ribosome; RNA binding. Gene Ontology annotation, biological process: maturation of LSU-rRNA from tricistronic rRNA transcript (SSU-rRNA, 5.8S rRNA, LSU-rRNA). Gene Ontology annotation, cellular component: cytosolic large ribosomal subunit. The transcript has 6 exons.